AUGGCGGAAUCAAGCAGCAGCAGCAGCCAGGAGAUCUCGAACCCGCGCGGCAUCCCCACCGCCCCCUUCGUCGAAGACGUCGAGGCCUUCGUCGACUCCCGCGCCGACAUCGAGCCGAACCUGAAGAAGUUCCAGGAGAUGAUCGCGUUUGUUUUCUCCCUCCCUUCAUUCGGCCUCCUCCUCCUCGUCUACCCACGGCUGACGGUUGGUGGUGGUGGUGGUCGCCGCGCCGCGGGGCUGAAGGAUAAGAUCCCGGAUAUCCAGAAGACGCUGGACACGGUCACGUUUCUGGAGUCGCGGAGCGAUUCGAGUAAGGAGAUUGAUGCGACGUUCGAGCUGAACGAUACCCUGUAUGCGAAAGCGAAGAUCAACCCGACGGAUGAGGUUUAUCUGUGGCUUGGUGCAAACGUGAUGCUGUCGUACCCCGUCGAUGAGGCCAAGAAGCUCCUAACGGGGAAGCUGACGGCCGCGAAGGAGAGCUUGGGGAACUGUGAGGAGGACCUGGACUUUUUGAGGCAGCAGAUCACGACGCUGGAGGUGAACACGGCAAGGUUGUAUAACUACGAGGUCACCCUCAAGAGGAAGGAGAAGGAGGAGGCAGGGGAGGCGGCUGGGGAGGAUAAAUAG
Morchella sextelata is the source of this 627-nucleotide messenger RNA. RefSeq lists its product as uncharacterized. The coding region runs from base 1 to 627 and encodes 208 amino acids. Lineage: Eukaryota; Fungi; Ascomycota; Pezizomycetes; Pezizales; Morchellaceae. Gene Ontology annotation, cellular component: cytoplasm; prefoldin complex. The transcript is spliced from 5 exons. The record is from RefSeq and is a predicted model, not a curated record. Gene Ontology annotation, biological process: microtubule-based process; protein folding; tubulin complex assembly. Gene Ontology annotation, molecular function: tubulin binding.